Molecule: messenger RNA, 4180 nt
Organism: Zychaea mexicana
Lineage: Eukaryota; Fungi; Mucoromycota; Mucoromycetes; Mucorales; Lichtheimiaceae
Exons: 8
Coding region: 346-3954 (1202 amino acids)
Biological process (GO): signal transduction; regulation of GTPase activity
Cellular component (GO): cytoplasm
Molecular function (GO): phosphatidylinositol binding
Source: RefSeq, a predicted model, not a curated record
AGACGAUGGGUUUGCGUGUCAUUAUGUUGCUUGCUUGGCCUUGCUGCUGCUGCUGCUGCUGCUGCUGCUUUUGCUUGCAUGCACAUCAGAAAGAUAAGCGCAAACAGCAGGUAUGUAAUAGCCAUAGUGGGAUGACCGAUAAAAAAAGAAGACAUUUUGGAGUGGACCUGUGUCCUCUCUUGUCCACUCCCACCCCUUAACAUAAAUAUUUGUUCUUUCUUUCUCCAACUCUCGGUUGGGUUUCUUCUUUACGUUCCCCCCCCCUCCUUUCUCUGAUACUCUCUCUUUAAUCACUCUUUUUCUGUUUUUGUUCUUCCUUUUAAAUAAUACAACGUAUGAUAAAUCAUGGCGACAACAGUUGCGUCAGCAGCCAAUAAUAAUAGCAGUGAUCCGCCCGGGACGACAGCGACAACUGCCACUACAACCACCCACUCCACCUCCGAAUCGCUUCAUGGAAAUGAGCACAAACUAUGGAAGAUCAUUAAGAAGCAACGACUCGUCAUUCAGGAUCUUCAAAAGGCGUUAGCCGAAGUGACAGCCGACCGGGACAACUUGCUGACUCGCUACAAUAAUUAUAAGGAUUCGACUAAUACUGCUCCUACUGCUUUUACUGCCAUGCGGCCGUCUGUACAACAUGACAGGUGUGACAGUUUGAUGGAUGACGACGGUGUCGUUAUGCUCAGUAGUAGUCAUAGCAGCAGUAGCAGCAACAGUAGCAAUAGCAACAACGGCUGUCCUCAGAAACAACAUGACCAGCAUCAUCAUCCGCAUCAUCCUCUUCAGCAACAGCCGCAAGGACCAACACCUCCGCCCCGAUCUCCUUACCGGCAGCACCUAAAAGAGGAUAACACGCCGCAUCGUGUCGAUAGUUUGUGUGACAACAACAGCAAGAGUCGUAGUAAUAGCAGUAGUAGCAACAGUAGCAGCAGCAGAAAAGACGUCUCGGUCCGAUCUUCGUCACUGCCGGUGGCCACCGCCUCUAUUCAUGCUAAUAGCCGACCCAUCUCGCCCGGCAGUGACCAGACUAUCGUCAUCACGUCGCCUGUAAAUGCCAUCAUGGAUAAGGACGCGCAGCUGUUUGCCAGAUACCAAGAGUCCCAGAAACGAGACGGUGUUUGGAAGGUGUCAGUACACCGACGUAACAAUAACACUAACAGCAGCAGCAACAACAGUAAUGGCAGCAGUGAUGACCCGUGGCUUUGGCCACCAGCAGCUCCUUCUCCUCCUCCUCCUCCUCCACCACCACCAUCACCACCUGCACAUCAAAAGAAAACACAGCAACCGCAUCAGCAUCGACACGUGCGCCGUGCAUCAUCUCAGCCUGCCAUCUCGACGGCGCAAAAAAAGGCAGCUGCACAAAUCAGCAACAACGGCGACUCUUCUGCGGAAAACUCAUUAGCUGGUAUCAACGUCAAGGUCCUUGGGUCUAACAUCACCACCAAUACUAAAGGAAAAGGCGUAAUAUUGUUCACCAUUUCUGUGCGCAAGGACAUGGAUGAUAUGGCGAGAGAACUCUGGCGUAUCGAAAAGCUAUAUUCCGAUUUCCUGGCCCUGGAUAGCAAGCUGAAAUCACAAAGCCGUCCAAGAACAGGCAAAAUUAGCAAACUGCCCGACAAGGCACUGUUCGCGACGCAUACUCCAAACAAAGCGGACCAAAGAAAAAUGGCCAUUGAAAAGUAUUUGCAACAUAUGAUUGGCGUACCAUGGCACAAUGCGUCUGCCCUUUUCGACUUUUUAAGCUCAAAUAGAGUCGAUCGUAAAGAUGAUGCUUGUCAAGUGACUCCAGGGCGCAAGGAGGGGUAUCUGACCAAACGAGGAAAAAGUUUUGGUGGUGGAUGGAAGACUCGAUACUUUGUUCUAGACGGUCCUUCACUACGGUUUUAUGAAAGCCGAGAUGGCGCCCUAUUAGGAACAAUCCAUAUUCCAGACACGCAAAUAGCUCGCCAACAUGCACAGUCAAAUACUCAGACAUCAGCUGAGAUGCGACAUGCUUUUCUCAUAGUUGAGCCCAAGAAGCUUUCGUCGCCGACUAGUGGCGUGAACCGACAUUUGCUAUGUGCCGAAUCAGAUGAAGAGCGAGACCAGUGGGUGGACGCACUGACACAGUAUCUCAACUGGGGUGGAGGUGGAUCACCUACUACACUACUGGAUCCUGCCAGCUGUAAAGUCAGUGGUGGCAGCAACAACAGUAAUAAUGCCAACAAUAGCAGCAACAGCAACAGUAAUAGCAAUAUUGUCGGUAUAAGCAAGCAGUUAUCGACAACACGUCACCACAAUCAAUCCCGCGCUACGUCGCCAACAGCUUCACGAAAAGUAUCCAAAGACGAUAUCAAGCCUAUUUCGGCCAUGCCACUUAGCCAACUCAACAGUGACCUUGACCAAAACAAAAAAUUCGCGAGCAUGAUUCCUUCACCACCCUAUUAUCAUCCCCAACGGUCCAACUCAGCCGACUCGUCUGCAGUUCCGUUCAGUGAUUCAGAGACUGUGCCUGUCUUUGAACGACCACCGCUCCGACAGCGAUCGAGUAUGGACCAUGCUUAUUUCCCCGCUGUCCACAAAAAAGCUACAGCAACAAUCUCUUCCGCACGACGAGGGUCCUUGAGUAAUGAUGGUCAUGAAUCUGCAGCAGCUUCAACAGUUAGCAUGGGAGAUAUUGGAGGCGAUGGCAAAAAGAAAAAGGGCAAUCGACGAACGUUCUGGGCAAAGAAGAUAUUUGCAGGCGAUAUGACUACGAGCAUGCCAUCCACAAAUAGUAUCCGCGGUUUUUUGACUCGCAAUUCGAGUGAUUCAUCAGCGGAUCAACAGCCUACAUCACCAUCGUCGCAACAUGGCAACGGCAACAAGGCAAAGAAACCGCACGUUUUUGGUGUUCCGCUGGAAGAGGCCAUCCGUAUCUCUAGAAUUUCGGACAAGUGUGAAUUGCCAGCCAUUGUCUACCGCUGCAUCGAGUACCUUGAAGCGAAAAAUGCAACCCAAGAAGAAGGGAUCUAUCGAUUGAGCGGAAGUGCCGUCAAGAUCAAAUCAUUAAAGCAGCAGUUUGACCAAGACGUCGACAUCAACCUGCUAGAAUCAGACGAGUACCACGACAUCCAUGCAGUUGCCGGUCUUCUAAAACUAUGGCUCCGGGAGCUUCCUGGCAAUGUACUCACUCUUGACCUGCUUAAAGAAUUCCUUCCUGUUAUUGGCAAGUAUUUAGUGGAUCGUGACGAGCGAAUCAAGGAACUUGGUCGACUCGUAUCCAUGCUACCACUCGCCAACUAUACACUUCUUCGAAUCCUUUGCGCGCAUCUUAUUCGAAUUAUCCAAUAUGCCGAUACCAACAAAAUGAACGCACGCAAUGUUGGUAUCAUAUUCUCGCCAACACUCCAGAUACCUGCAGGCAUCUUCAGCCUGUUCUUGAGCGAGUUUGAGUAUAUUUUCUGGACAAACAACGAUACCUAUGAAAGCAACAAAUUACUGAUUCCAUCACCGGCUGAUGUUAACGAAGAUGAGGAGCAGCAGAAUCAUCUGUUACACCAUCCUCAAGGAGAAGAAGACGACGACGAUGAUGAUGUUGAUCGACAUAGCGAGUAUCUCUCAGGACCGUUGCAUCCUACGCAGCCUAUUCCACGGCCCCGUCCUAGUAGCGGUCGUUUACAGCAAAUGCUUCAUGAUGAGCAAGGCCGAUCUAAUCGAAAUAGUGUACAUUAUAUGGAUGGAACCCCAUCUUCCAUAGUCGGACUCGAGAGUGGUAAUGCCAUCAUUGCUGACGAUGAUGAUGAUGUAGAAGAUUUGGAACUGGACGAUGACACCAAUAGCGACGAUGGAGACGACUAUGACGAAAACGAUGAUUAUACUAAGAGAUCAGCAAUAUGCUAUCCAUCGCCGUCAUCAGCAUCAUCAUCACCACCUGAAGUAGUAGCAGACGCUGCAAGUCUUAUCAGUACCUCAGAUUGCCUUUUAGCUAUGAAAUAAUUGCAGCUCCCACACCAUCUUUUCUCAUAUCUUCCUCACCCUUCCUCUCCCUCGUUCUCUAACCCUCCUCUUUCCUUUGUUUUGUUUUCUUACUAUCCAAUCAGCAUUUAGUAUACCGCUCAUAACUUAUACCCCCUUGUUCUUUUUCUUACCUCUUCUAUUGUCUAUUUGUAUGUUGAAGCAUUUAAUAGAGUUCUUUCUGGUGCGAUGAAAUAGUACACUUCUU